Messenger RNA from Dermacentor andersoni, 2550 nucleotides. RefSeq lists its product as uncharacterized. Gene Ontology annotation, biological process: regulation of canonical NF-kappaB signal transduction. NCBI's taxonomy places the organism in Eukaryota, Metazoa, Arthropoda, Arachnida, Ixodida, Ixodidae. Gene Ontology annotation, cellular component: cytoplasmic side of plasma membrane; plasma membrane signaling receptor complex. Gene Ontology annotation, molecular function: tumor necrosis factor receptor binding. The record is from RefSeq and is a predicted model, not a curated record.
CUAAGAGUGUGGAAUGUAGUCGCGCUUUUUAUUUUAAGUUGACCCUUGACGUCUCGAAAAAUUGUUUUAGGAGUGCGUUUUGUCCAAACGUUCGUGACAUUUAAAAAUCGACCAUCCGAAAAGGCGAUAAAGCUGUGUGUACAAUCUUCGAUGCAGCCGGCCAGUAGAUAACUUACAGGCUGUUCCAUGCCAAAGCCCGGGCGGCGCCUUCAACUAUAAGGAAAUCGGCGCAGAAUUAUCGGAGUGAUAGUGGCUUUGGUAACAGCUGCGAGGGCGGAGCGCUGACGGCGUUUCGAAGUUUGCGCAGAACCGUCGGCCCGACGUUUGGCACCCAACGUAUGCGCUGUUCGUCAUGGCGUCCGAAGGCCAGCGGUACACGCUGUGUGGUUUUACCCAGGAACUAGACUGGAGACCUCUGUGCUUUGUCGAGCCUAUUGCGACGAACAAACUAUGCGACGCGUGCGGUGUGCUGCCUCGAGUGACCGUCUUUCUGCCGUGUCGACACGUGCUCUGCAAAAGCUGCUACGAGCAGUGCCUACUCGAUGACGGACACACCUGCCCACUCGACGGUGACCAGUUUCAUGAAGAAGACGCUCAGUGGAUGCACUUUCCUUUGGAAAACCUACUCAGGCGCAAGGUAAAAUGCUGGAACGAAAAGCAUGGCUGCGACAUGGUUUUGGCUGCAUCGGAGCAAAACAACCAUUUUUGCAAUGACUGUGACCACCACUCUACUUCGUGUCCUAGAUGUUCGAACGUCGUGCUCCGUAGAGAUGUGCGCGCGCAUCUUCAGAGCAAAUGCAGCGACCACGUGGUAUCAGCAACGUCCAGACCUCAACAAACGCCCGACAGUGACAACAUAUCAGUGAUGACAGCUCUGAAUGCAAGCAUGGACGUACGAGUAGGUGGAAUGAACAACAGGCUAGACCAAGUUAUUACAGAUAGUAAUGGCCACAGUGACCGCCUAAGUGAGAUUUCACAUUGCAUGAACUCUAUGAAAGAAACACUGCUACAGAUAGCAAAUGGAAGUAGAACGUUUGAGAACGUAGCUUCACAAACAGCAUCUACCCAUUGCUGCUCUGGAGCAAUCCAGGAAACUUUGGUUGGUCACAGAGAAAUGCUGCAGGAGCUUCAAGGAUCGAUAAGCUUUUCAAAUGUAACACUGAAGGAAGCUUUGGAGGACACGAAGCGAACUGUCGAACAGCUCAAAGAAAAUACAGCAAGCAAUUUGGUAGUGCAAUUAAGGCAAAGUUCGAUUUUUCACACCGACAUGCUCAAAAAAGUUUGUGAAGUUGAGAAUACGCUAAAGGAGAUCUUUGGAAAGGAGUUGCAGGCUGCCACCAGGGAAAUCUGUCGAAAUUUGGCCGAAAGUGCCGCUCGAAUUGCUGAUCCGACAAAUUGCGUGGAGCGAAGCGUGUCUAGUGCAAUAAAUAAACAACAAGAACUGGCCCUAAAUACAAUCAGUGUUAGGCGAUACAAGUUUUCUGUAAACAAAUUCAAAGCCACGAAAGACAGCGCGUAUUCAAAGGGCUCUCAUCUACACCAGAAUGAAAAGGUUUACAUUUGUGGCUAUCACUUGUCCCCAGGAGUCCACCUAAGAAAAGAGGGAGAGCAUGUGUUACUGCACGCUAGAUUGCAGCUACACAAGGGAGUGCUCGAUGAAUUCCUUCAGUGGCCUUUCAAUCAGAAAAUUCAGUUGACCAUCAAACAUCCAUCAAGAGACAAGCACUGCCAGUUUCUUGUUGAAACUGGAGACAAUCUUUUGUGCAAUGCGAGGCCCGAAGAAUCAGGUAGCAGAGGCUCGUACUUUCCAGGUAGUUCAUUUCGCUUGGAUGAUCUUGAACGCGAAGGAUAUGUCACGGACGACAAGCUUCAGAUAGUCUGGGAACUGGUUCCGAAAGACAUACCCAAAUAAUACUGAGGAGAGCUCUCCGUAUAUAUUAAAAUACUUAGUCUUUUAAAACUCUUUCGGAUAUACGUCGCUCUUCGGCGUACCUUUGUGGAAAGAAAAAUAAAGCAUGCUACUGAAAUGUAUCUGGGGGCUUUGCUAUUAUGUGGGGUAAAUAAUUUUAGGUUUUAUGGAUUUUAUAGGAUCUUUCUGUUGAAUUUUAUUUAUUAAGGUGGAAUAUUCCGAGAUAAAAGCUGAAUUAUUCAGAAAUUGAUUAAUAAGCUUCUUCUAAUAAUUAUGGCACCUAUUGUUAUUUACGAAUUGUAGCCGGUGAGAUUGUGAGGCCUAUCUACUCCUAAUUAAUUUUCAGAAUAUCAACAGCUUGGUCAUGUGCGCCAUCCGACUUGCCGUAAAAAUAUACCGUUGUUGCACUUAAUUGUUUUAGCAAUAAGCUUUUUAAUGCAUGAAAAAGGAAAGGUAACUUGAACGCCCAUGUAUUUAGUCACAUAAUUUUGGGAAAUAACACGAAACUGAUGUCAUGCUGGGAAUUCAUUUCAAGUGGGUGCGUCUUGAAAACACGACGUCUACAAGAAGUAACCACAAAACGCCCAUGUUUCUGUCAAUGAAAGUCCGGUGUAGAUGAAUAAAUUUCCCAUAUUACUUCA